AUGAACACCGAGAUAAGGCAUGGCUUCGAGGUGGACCAACAAUAUAUGGAGCUCCUGGCAAACAACUUCUUCCUGUACUUUGAUGACAAGAGACACCAUACAAACGGGAAUCCUAUUACACCUGAGGAGAAACAGCAGAAAUAUGAUUACUACCAACCAAUUGCAGACUGGAAAAUCAUGAGAGAUAGACAGAAAACAGUGAGUGCUGCUAUAGUGCUCUGCUUGAACAUUGGUGUGGAUCCUCCUGAUGUUGUAAAGACUCACCCUUGUGCUAAAACUGAGGCUUGGAUAGACCCGGUAGGCUUCAAUGAAUCCAAGAAGGCUCUGGAAGCCAUAGGGAAAAACUUGCAAACUCAAUAUGAAACCUUGUCGCUGAGAACGAGGUAUAAACAAUCAUUAGAUCCAUGCGUGGAGGAUGUCAAAAGGUUUUGUAACUCUCUGAGAAGAAAUGCUAGAGAUGAACGUAUACUGUUUCAUUACAACGGUCACGGUGUUCCACAACCUACACAGAGUGGUGAAAUUUGGGUCUUUAAUAGAGGUUACACUCAAUAUAUCCCAGUUUCUUUAUAUGAUUUACAAACUUGGUUAGGUGCUCCUUGUAUUUAUGUUUAUGAUUGUAAUAGUGCUGGAAAUAUUGUUACAAAUUUCAAGAAAUUUGUUCAAAAAAGAAUUGAUGAUGAUAAUGAAGGCAAUCAUGAUAACUUAGCUCCAUCUCCAACUUCUGCUUACAUUGAUUGCAUCCAAUUGGCUGCUUGUCGGUCAAAUGAAUUAUUGCCAAUGGAUCCUGAUUUACCUGCAGAUUUAUUCACUUGUUGUUUAACCUGUCCAAUUGAAACAAGUAUCAAAUGGUUUAUAAUGCAAUCUCCUAUCAAAAAAUCAUACUAUGGCCCAUUACUAGAUAUUGCAAAAAAUAGUCCAAAUGGUAAUAUAGUGAUACCUGGAAAAUUAACAGAUCGUCGUACCCCAUUAGGUGAAUUGAAUUGGAUCUUUACAGCUAUAACGGAUACUAUUGCAUGGACCUCAUUACCAAGACCUUUAUUUAAAAGAUUAUUUAGACAAGAUUUAAUGGUUGCUGCAUUAUUCAGAAAUUUCCUUUUGGCUAAAAGAAUCAUGCCUUCAUAUUCAUGUCAUCCAAUUUCAGAUCCUCCAUUACCUGAUAUUCAAAACCAUUCAAUGUGGGAGUCUUGGGACUUGGCAAUUGAUCAAGUUUUAACUCAACUUUUGAAAAAUUUGAAUAAUGAGCCAUCAUCACUAUUACCACAACCAACUUCACCAGGCUCUGCAACUCAAAUUAGUACUCCAGCCCCAAAUGAUACCAACAAUAUGAAUAAUUAUCAACAUUCAACUUUUUUCGAACAGCAUUUGACAGCGUUUGAGUUAUGGUUAAAAUAUGGAUCAUCCACAAGGCAACCACCUGAGCAAUUGCCUAUUGUGUUACAAGUUCUGCUAUCUCAAGUACAUCGUGUAAGAGCAUUGGUCUUAUUAUCAAGAUUUUUAGAUUUAGGUCCUUGGGCUGUUUAUCUGGCUUUAUCAAUUGGUAUUUUCCCAUAUGUCUUGAAAUUAUUACAAAGUCCGGCACCUGAUCUGAAACCUGUUUUAGUUUUCAUAUGGGCAAGAAUAAUGGCUGUUGAUUACAAAAACACUCAACAAGAGCUGGUUAAAGAUAAAGGGUUCAACUAUUUUUUACAAAUGUUGAAUCCAAAAGAUAAUGCAAAUAAUACAAAUAAUGACCACAAAGCUUUAUGUGCUUUGAUCUUAAGCUUAUUUGUCAGAGGUUUCAAGAAUGGUCAAAAGCUUUGUUUUAGUCCUGAUUUGGUAAAUAAAUUAUUGCAAUAUGUUGAAACUUCAGAUAAUCCUUUAUUACGCCAGUGGUGUGUUUUAUUGAUUUCACAACUCUGGGAUCAUAAUUUUGAUGCCAAGUGGAUAAGUUACAAAGAAGGUUUCCUAACAAGAUUAUCAAAACUAGUUAAUGAUCCAAUUCCAGAAGUUAGAGCUUCAGUUAUUACUGCUUUCACGAAUUUCUUACCAGAUGAACCUGAAGAAGAGGAGAUUAAAGAUGAAAUCAACAUCAUAAUGACUGUUUUAUCUUUGUCAAAUGAUGCAAGUCCAUUAGUGAGAAAAGAAAUCAUCAUAUUUAUAUCAAAAAUUGUCAAGAGACAUAUCAAUAAUUUUAUUGUUUUGGCCUUUUAUGAAUUAUACAAUGAAGUGCAUCUGAUCUUGGAGCAAGAUAAUGAUCAUCAUGAUGACCAUAAACAAAUUGGUUAUGGUAGUAGCUAUCAUAUUGUCUGGAAAACUUUAUUAUUGUUUGCAUGUGAUGGUCAUGGUGAAUUGAAACUUGAUGCUGAAAAGAUUAUUGAUUAUGUUGUUAUAAAGUUGAAAGAAAGUCCAUUACAAGAGUCUGUGGAAGAAGUGGAAACUGUGUUGCUGCAAAGUAACAGUACUUCAUUCCCAUCAAAUCUUCAAAAAUUUUCUCCAUCUAAUCAACAACAAAGAAUCUUACCAAAACCCAUUAAACUGAAUGGUAAUGCUGCUUUGAACAAUUCUGCUCAACAAAGAUCAAUCUCAACAAAAGUCGAGAGCAAUAAUAAAUCUGAGCCAUCAUCUUUUUUGAAAAGAACAAUAUCAUUAUCAAAUAUUUGGAAAUCUUUGGGCUGGAACCAAGAUGAUGAAGAUUUGAACAAUAAUGAACGUCAUACAAGGACUACGUCUUCUCAAUUUCUGUCAACUCCAUAUGGUGUUUCUCCAAGCCCAAGAACUAUGAGAUUUAGUGCUGAUGAAUAUAAAGAAGAAAAUGUUGAAUUACCAUUAACUUCAAAGUUUUUCGAUUACAGUAUGGAGUAUUUCCAAGAGCCACAAAUGCGUAAAAGUGAAGUUGAUGAACCAGGUUCAUUAGAAUAUACUCAAAGAAUUUGGAGAAGAAAUAGAAAUGAAGCUAUUAUUAAUGAAACUCAACCACAAAAAAAUCUGUCAUUACGUGGUGAUUGGAAAACAAAUAUUGCAUUUUUCAAUAAUAAGACACAACCAAGAAUAUUGAAAUUUUCACAAUUUGAGAAUUAUUUGAUUAGUUCAGAUGAUCGUGAUAACAUUACAGUUUUCGAUUGGGAGCAAAAAAAUCAUCUAUCAAGAUUUUCAAAUGGUAAUCCAUUUGGUACUAAAAUUACUGACUUGAAAUUACUGAAUGAAGAUGAUUUACCAUUAUUAUUGACAGGUUCAUCAGAUGGUAUUGUGAAGAUUUAUAAGGAUUUCCAUUCAGGGGAAGAGUCUCGUUUGGUUUCAUCAUGGAGAGCUCUGACUGAUUUGUUGUUAACACCAAGAUCAACAGGGUUAUUAAUGGAAUGGCAACAGAGUAGAGGGUCAUUAUUAGUUACAGGUGAUGUUAAAGUUAUUAGAAUAUGGGAUGCACCAAGAGAACUAUGUGUUGUUGAUGUUCCUGCACGCUCAUCAAGUUCGAUAACUUCAUUAACAUCUGAUCAAGUUGCAGGUAAUAUAUUUGUUAGUGGGUUUGCAGAUGGUACCAUAAGAGUUUAUGAUCGUCGUUUGGAUCCAAGAGAUUCUAUGGUUAAAUUAUGGAAGGUUAAAGAUGAAGAAAGACCAACAUCUAUAACAAAUGUUCAUAUGCAAAGAGGUGGGUAUAGAGAAUUAGUUAGUGGAUCAUCUAAUAGUGAAGUUAAUUUAUGGGAUAUUAGAUUAAAUGAACCAGUUGUCUCAUUUAGAGGGCAUGAAAAGACAAUGACAAAUCUUCAAAUUCAUGAACAUGCACCAAUUAUUGCAACAGGAUCAAGAAUGAUUAGAAUCUGGACUACAAAUGGUGAUUUAAUUUCAAAUGUUAAAAAUCCAAAUGGGUAUAGUUUACAAAACAGAACCCCAUAUAUUUCAUCACUUUCAUUACAUCCUCAUAGAAUGAUGUUUGCUGCUAAUAAUACACAUGAUCCAUAUAUAAGUGUUUAUAAGUGCACUGAACCUUCCCAAGAAUGA
Hansenula anomala is the source of this 3975-nucleotide messenger RNA. It is a transcript of the gene KOG1, whose product is annotated as ubiquitin-binding TORC1 subunit KOG1. Gene Ontology annotation, biological process: positive regulation of protein serine/threonine kinase activity; cellular response to amino acid stimulus; TOR signaling. Gene Ontology annotation, molecular function: protein binding; protein-macromolecule adaptor activity. Bases 1 to 3975 code for a protein of 1324 amino acids. NCBI's taxonomy places the organism in Eukaryota, Fungi, Ascomycota, Saccharomycetes, Phaffomycetales, Wickerhamomycetaceae. Gene Ontology annotation, cellular component: TORC1 complex; cytoplasm. The transcript has 2 exons. The record is from RefSeq and is a predicted model, not a curated record.